Messenger RNA from Dioszegia hungarica, 2766 nucleotides. RefSeq names its product putative gamma-tubulin complex component 2. The coding region runs from base 1 to 2766 and encodes 921 amino acids. Gene Ontology annotation, biological process: cytoplasmic microtubule organization; spindle assembly; microtubule nucleation. Gene Ontology annotation, molecular function: gamma-tubulin binding; microtubule minus-end binding. The transcript has 11 exons. NCBI's taxonomy places the organism in Eukaryota, Fungi, Basidiomycota, Tremellomycetes, Tremellales, Bulleribasidiaceae. Gene Ontology annotation, cellular component: centrosome; spindle pole; equatorial microtubule organizing center. The record is from RefSeq and is a predicted model, not a curated record.
AUGUCGACGUCACGGAGAGCCAGCGGGUCAACCGUACCAUUUACGCCGAGACCGGCGAGGAAAGCGAGCGGGUCGAAGUAUAGCUUGACGGAUCAGGAGUUUACAAAAGUCGCUGGAACGCUCGCUUCGGUCCGGAAAGUAAGACCGGACGCUAUCGUCGAAGAAUUGGACGUCUCGGGGGAUGCUGCUACUCUGCUUCGACAGAAGCGUAAGUCUGUAUACCUGAGAUACACUGAAAGAGAACAAGCUGAAGGGUCAGUGAACGGCUAUGCCACUCAUACUGUCUCAGCUGCCGAACCAUCUCGGCCUUCCUCCUCCCGGUCUAUCCCUUCAGACCCCUCAUCCUCCCGUCACGCCGGUCCCUCUUCGUCUUCACACCACCGAUCUUCCUCCUCGCAAGGGUACCUGCCUCGCAAUGGAAAGGCGGCAGAACGCAUCCGGGAGCGGGAGAUAGAAGUGGAUGUCAGGAUAGAGAAUAGGGUGAUUGAGGAGUAUGAGGAAGAGGAGGAAGUAGCGCCCGAGGUGGCCGAGCGGUUGCUGGAUGGAGUACCGCUGGAGGUGCAGGAGGCGUGGAUAUGCGAGGAUCUGAUGUUUGUGCUGCAGGGUGUCGAGGGGCAGCUGAUACGGUAUCAUGAAUGUUAUGACCCGCUUGAUGAGGUACAGCGGUUGAAGGGAGCCGAGUGGAGGGUGGAUCUAUCAUUAGAUCCAUCGUUACUAUCACUGGUAGAACGCCUGUUACCCCUAGCAUCUGCCUUCACAUCAGUCGAGGCCUCCAUGGAGCUCCGCGGUAACCCAGAAUACGGAAUGGUCAGCCACGCCCUAUGCAGCGGUAUUCGCCAAAUGCUCAAGGAGUACCGAGUCGUCACCGCCCAACUCGAAUCCCUCUUUCUCCAGUCUUCCACUUUCACCUUGCAAACCCUCUACUUUCACCUGCAUCCGACGCUACACACCAUGACCCUCCUUUCCGCUUUAUGUCAGUCGCUCGAGACGGACAGUAUCCCGAUGGAUAACUCGGACGCAACAGACGAGGACGAUGAUGGGCUUGGAGGGAUGGCAGCGGAGCUGGGACUGGGAGGCGCGGGGCUCAAGGGACUGAUGAAGAAUCUUAAUGCGCAGGAAGGGCUGGAUGGAGGUGGGCUUGUCUUGGGUGGGGAGGUAUUGGGGAUAGUAUCCGACCGGGAUGCGACGAUGAGCGGAGAUCCCACAGCGUCAACGCUACACUCAAAUCUGCUACUACACGCUUCUCAGCCGUACACCCGGAUGCUGCUUCGGUGGAUCACGACCGGACACCUCUCAGAUCCAUUCGACGAGUUCAUGGUCAAGGAGAGUGGGCAUAUUACUAAGGGCGUACUCGAGAGUGACUAUACCGACGAGUACUGGGAGAGGCGGUAUACGCUUCGAGACGGCUCAUCGAUCACAUCCGCCAAAGUCGGCUCUACCAAGACUCCCACACUCUCCGCUGCAGCUCCACCACCUCGUCCUGGUUCAAAUCGCCUACCCGGAGGAGCGUGUAUACCGGCCUUUCUCCAGCCGUGGAAGCACAAGAUACUGCUGGCGGGCAAGUACCUGAAUGUGAUUCGGGAAUGCGGGAUCGAGGUGAAGAAGCCGGAGGAGGCGGAGGAGGCGGAUAUUGUGGUCGUGAAUGAAGCAAAGUUCUACAAGCGGAUAGAGGACGCCUAUAUCCACGCCAACAAGACGCUGCUGAAGUUGAUGAUCGACGAGCAGGAGCUUACACCGCAUCUCCGAUCCAUGAAGCACUGGUUCUUCUUGGACCAGUCCGACUUUCUUACCAACUUCCUCGACCUCGCUGGUCCCGAGCUGCGCAAGCCCGCCAAGAGCGCGUCCCUCGUCAAACUCCAAUCCCUCCUUGACCUCGCCGUCCGCAAUCCCUCCAGCUCGAGCUCGAACGACCCAUACAAGGACGAUCUCAAAGUCACUCUGCAGAGCCAAGGGCUGUAUGAGUGGCUUUUGAAGAUCGUCUCGCGUACGGGGAACGUCAAUGACGAUGGCGAGCUCGAGUUUGUGAUGGACGAACAAGAGGAUACGGCCAAGCGAGGCGAGAAGGAGCGGACUCUCCUCGCCAUCGACGCGCUAGCAUUCGACUACUCGGUCAAAUUCCCCUUAUCCCUCGUCAUCUCCCGCAAAACCAUCACGCGGUAUCAACUCAUCUUUCGCUUCCUCCUUCACCUGCACUACCUCGAAUCGGCUCUCUCGGCGAUGUGGCUAGAACACAAGGCGCCGCAGUGGCGGAGCGACAGUGGGAAUGAGGAUUUGGAGAAGUGGAAGCGGCGGAUCUUUCUACUGAGGGAUAGGAUGCUGGCGUUUGUGCGACAGAUCCUGGCGUUUGCGACGGGAGAGGUGCUGGAGCAGAACUGGAGGAUAUUGGAGGGGAAACUGGCGAAUGUCCAGACGGUGGAUCAGCUGCUGCGGGAUCACGUCGACUUUCUGGAUACGUGCUUGAAGCAGUGCAUGUUGACGACGUCAAAGCUGCUCGGAGUCUACGCCAAGCUCAUGAAUACGAUGUCGACCUUUGCCCUUUAUCAAACCCGCUUCGAUGAAGCUCUCGCCAACUACGCCCGAGAUCCAGAUGGCGAGUCGGACCCUGCCAAGUCGAGUCAGAGGUGGACUGUGCUCCAAAAGUUCGAGAUCAACUACAACCACCAUACCAAGCUUCAUCUCGAUGCUGUAACAUAUAAUGCCGGAUCGGAAAAUGUCGCUCUGCUAGCUCUAGUAACCAGGCUACAUCAGACUACAUUGCGGACAUGA